Molecule: messenger RNA, 9392 nt
Organism: Haemorhous mexicanus (house finch)
Lineage: Eukaryota; Metazoa; Chordata; Aves; Passeriformes; Fringillidae
Gene: DYSF
Product: dysferlin
Exons: 56
Coding region: 89-6394 (2101 amino acids)
Biological process (GO): vesicle fusion; negative regulation of phagocytosis; monocyte activation involved in immune response
Cellular component (GO): cytoplasmic vesicle; T-tubule; membrane
Molecular function (GO): calcium ion binding; calcium-dependent phospholipid binding
Source: RefSeq, a predicted model, not a curated record
GGGGGUGGGAAUGGGAUAAGGGAGAGCGGAUCCCGAUCCCGCUUUCCCGACCCCGGCUUUCCCAAUCCCGGCUUUCCCGAUCCCGGCCAUGCUCCGCUGCCUGCUCCAAAGGGCUUCCCAACUUCCCAACUUGGAAAAGCGGGAUAAACAAAGCGAUCCCGUGGCCAGCCUGACAUUCCGAGGUGUCAAGAAGAGGACAAAGGUCAUCAAGAACAAUGUGAAUCCUGUCUGGAAUGAGGGAUUUGAAUGGGAUCUGAAGGGAAUCCCUCUGGAUCCCGAUGCUGAGCUCACCGUGGUGGUCAAGGACCAUGAAACCGUGGGAAGAAACAGGUUUUUGGGAGAAUCCCGGGUGCCGCUCCGGGAUGUUCUGGGCACUCCCAGCCUGGCGGCCUCGUUCAACCUCCCCCUGCUGGACUCGCGCAAGGAGAGCACCGGGGCUUCCUUGUUCCUGCAGGUGUCCUACAUCCCCCCUCCGGGCGCUAUCCCUCUUUUCCCACCUCCGGCCCCUCCGGAGCCGGCCCCGGCUGCAGCCGAGCUGGACACGGUCACCGAGACGGCCGGAGAGGAGGACACGGAAGAUCCGGAGGCCACGGGAGACACGGAGCCCUUGGCGUCCUCGGGAGCACCGGGCUCGGAGCCGCCCUCAUUCCCAAGGAAACCGUCCGGGAAUCACAUCCAGGGGGUGAAGAGGAGGAGGAGGAGCUCUCCCAAAAAACCUUUAUCCAACAAACCGCAGGAUUUCCAGAUCCGGGUGAGGGUCAUCGAGGCCCGGCAGCUUCCCGGGAUCCAGAUCCGGCCGGUGGUGAAGGUGACGGUGGCCGGACAAACCCGGAGAACGCGGAUCCGGAAAGGGAACAGCCCCUUCUUCGAUGAGACUUUUUUCUUCAACGUCUUCGAGUCCCCAUCGGAGCUGUUUGAUGCUCCCAUUUUCCUCACAGUCGUGGAUUCUCGAUCGUUCCGUACGGAUUCGGUGAUCGGGGAAUUCCGGAUGGAUGUGGAGACCGUUUACUCCGAGCCAAAACACGCUUUCCGCAGGAAGUGGCUGCUCCUCUCGGAUCCAGAGGAUUUUUCUGCGGGAGCCAAGGGCUACCUGAAGGUCAGCGCCUGCGUGCUGGGGCCUGGAGAUGAAGCUCCUCUGGAGAAGAAGGAGGUGGCCGAGGACAAGGAGGACAUCGAGGCCAAUCUGCUGCGCCCCACCGGGGUCACCCUCAGGGGGGCCCAGUUCUGCCUCAAGAUCUUCAAAGCCGAGGAUUUGCCCCAGAUGGAUGACGCCGUCAUGGACAACGUCCGGCAGAUCUUCGGCUUCGAGAGCAACAAGAAGAACCUGGUGGAUCCCUUCGUGGAAGUCAGCUUUGCCGGGAAAACGCUCUGCUCCCGGAUCCUGGAGAAAAACGCCAACCCCCAGUGGAACCAGUGCCUGACGCUGCCGGCCAUGUUCCCUUCCAUGUGCGAGCGGAUGAGGAUCCGUGUGACCGACUGGGACCGUCUGACGCACAAUGACGUCAUCGGCACUGCUUUCCUCGGAAUGUCCAAGAUUUCUGCCCCCGGCGGGGAGCUGGAGGAUGAGUUUCCUGCUCCUGUGAAGCCUCUGAAACCCUCGGACCUGGAUGACGGGCUGGGAUUCCUGCCGACCUUCGGGCCCUGCUACAUCAACCUGUACGGCAGCCCCCGGGAAUUCACCGGAUUUCCCGAUCCCUACGAGACGCUCAAUUUGGGAAAGGGUGAGGGGGUCGCGUAUCGGGGCCGGAUCCUGGUGGAGCUGGAGACCAAACUGGUGGAGCACAUGGAGCAGAAGGUGGAGGAGAUUCCUGCUGAUGACAUCCUGCGGGUGGAGAAAUACCUGCGCCGGCGGAAAUAUUCCCUCUUUGCCGCCUUCUACUCGGCCACGAUGCUCCAGGGCGUGGAUGGCGCCAUCCAGUUCGAGGUCAGCAUCGGGAAUUACGGCAACAAGUUCGACACCACCUGCCUGCCCCUGGCCUCCACCACCCAGUACAGCGGGGCUGUCUUCGAUGGCUGUCACUACUAUUACCUGCCCUGGGGGAACGUGAAGCCGGUGGUGGUGCUGUCCUCCUACUGGGAGGACAUCAGCCACCGCAUGGACGCCCAGAACCUGCUGCUCUACGGAGCCGAGCGGCUGGAAGCAAACCUGGAGAAGGUCCAUGUGGCUCUGAAAUCCAACCGCUCUCCGGUCGAGCUGGAGGCCCUGGGAUCCCAACUGCUCGAUGACGUCAUCGCUGACUGCAGCCUGAAACUUCCGGAUGUCCUGGGGAAGGCAUCCAGCACCCACCUGGAUCAGAACCUGUUCCGCUUCCGGAGCACCCACCUGGAGCAGAUCCUCAAGGUGGCCCUGAGGCUCAAGCAUGAGAAUUCCAGCCUUUCCCAAAUCCUGGAUCAGGCGGAGGAUUGGCUGUGCCGGCUCCGGGCCAUGGCGGAGGAGCCCCAGAACAGCCUCCCGGACAUAGUCAUCUGGAUGCUCCAGGGGUACAAACGCGUGGCCUUUGCCCGCAUCCCGGCCCACCAGGUCCUGUAUUCCCGGAACAUCUCCAACUGCUGCGGCCGGAACUGUGGGAAGCUCCAGACCAUCUUCCUCAAGUACCCGCAGGAGGAGGUGAUGGGGCCACGGAUCCCUGCGCAGAUCCGGGUGCGGCUCUGGUUGGGAUUGGCCGUGGAUGAGAAGGAAUUCAACCAAUUCGCCGAAGGAAAACUCUCCGUCUUCGCUGAAACGUAUGAGAACCAGACCAAGCUGGCGCUGGUGGGGAACUGGGGCACCACCGGCCUCACUUAUCCCAAAUAUUCUGAUGUCACCGGCCGGAUCAAGCUUCCCAAGGACAGCUUCCGGCCUUCCGCGGGAUGGACCUGGGCUGGGGAUUGGUUCAUCUGCCCGGAAAAGACGUUGUUGCAUGAUGUGGAUGCCGGGCACCUGAGCUUCGUGGAGGAGGUGUUUGAGAACCAGGUCCGGCUUCCCGGAGGGCAGUGGAUCCACAUGACCGAUUCCUACACGGACGUGAAUGGGGAGAAGGUCCUGCCCAAGGAUGAGAUUGAGUGUCCUCCAGGCUGGAAGUGGGAAGAUGUGGAAUGGGACACGGAUCUCAACAGGGCUGUGGAUGAGAAAGGCUGGGAAUACGGGAUCACGAUCCCGCCGGAGCGCAAGCCCAAGGCCUGGGUACCGGCGGAGAAGAUGUUCCACACCCACCGGCGCCGGCGCUGGGUGCGGCUCCGCCGGCGCGACCUGGAGCACAUGGAAGCCAUGAGAAAGCACAAGCAGGAGGAGCUGGAUGGGGAUGGUUGGGAAUACGCUUCCCUCUUCGGCUGGCGCUUCCACCUCCAGCAGCGCCGCUCCGACUCCUUCCGCCGGCGCCGCUGGAGACGCCGGAUGGAGCCUCUGGAACGCACCGGCCCUGCCGCCGUCUUCGCCUUGGAAGGGGCUCUGGGAGGAGUGACAGAUGACAAGAGUGAUGAUGGAAAAUCCGAUGGAAAAUCCGCGUCCACCCUGAGUUUCGGAGUCAACAGGCCCACGAUCUCCUGCAUUUUUGACUCUGGGAACAGAUUCCACCUGCGCUGUUACCUGUACCAGGCACGGGAUCUCAUUGCCAUGGACAAGGACAGCUUCUCUGAUCCCUACGCCAUCGUGUCCUUCCUGCACCAGAGCCAGAAGACGGUGGUGGAGAAGAACACCCUGAAUCCCACCUGGGAUCAGACCCUGAUCUUCUACGAGAUCGAGAUUUUUGGGAAUUCUCAGGAUGUGGCCGAGUCCCCUCCCAACAUCCUGGUGGAAAUCUACGACCACGACACCUAUGGGGCGGAUGAAUUCAUGGGACGCUGCAUCUGCCGGCCCAGCCUGGAGCGCUCGCCCCGGCUUUCCUGGUAUCCCGUCGUCAAAUCCGGCCGGAACGUCGGGGAGCUCCUGGCUGCCUUCGAGCUGAUCCAGAGGGAAAAGCCGGCUGUUCAUCACAUCCCUGGAUUUGAGAGCGAGCUCUCCUCCAGCCUGGAUGAGUCCGCGGAUUCCGACCUUCCCUACCCGCCGCCGCAGCGGGAGCCCAACGUUUACAUGGUCCCGCAGGGAAUCAAACCCGUCCUGCAGCGCACGGCCAUCGAGAUCAUGGCCUGGGGGCUGAGGAACCUCAAGAGCUUCCAGCUGGCCAGCGUGACCUCGCCCAGCCUGCUGGUGGAGUGCGGGGGGCAGCGCGUCCAGUCCGGCGUCAUCAAGAACGUCAAGAAGAACCCCAACUUCGACGUCUGCGUGCUCUUCAUGGAAGUGCGUCUGCCCAAGGAGAGCCUCUACAGCCCCCCCAUCAUCCUGAAGAUCAUCGACAACCGCCCCUUCGGCCGGAGACCUGUGGUGGGACAGUGCACGAUCCGCUCCCUCCAGGAAUUCUACUGGGAUCCCUCCCAGCAGGACACGGGGGCACCCCAGGAGCAGCCAGAUGACGUCAGCCUCACGCCCAGGGACGACGUCCUCAUCGACAUCGAUGACAAAGAGCCCCUGAUCCCCAUCCAGCUUCCCGAGGGUUUGACGAGCUCAGCACUAAUUAACAUCCCGGACUCCCGGGCCCCGCCUCAUGAGGAGGAAUUCAUCGACUGGUGGAGCAAAUUUUACGCUUCCACGGGAGAGAGGGAAAAAUGUGGAUAUUACUUGGAAAAGGGAUUUGACACCUUGAAGGUCUACGAGACGGAGCUGGAAAACGUCGAGGAAUUUGAGCAUCUCUCCGACUUCUGCCACACCUUCAAACUCUUCCGGGGGAGAUCCCAGGAUUCCAGCGACGACCCCUCCGUGGUGGGGGAAUUCAAGGGUUCCUUCAGGAUUUACCCUCUUCCUGACGAUCCGCGCGUUCCGGUGCCUCCCCGGCAAUUCCAGCAGCUCCCAGCCAGGGGACUCCAGGAAUGUCUGGUCCGGGUUUACAUCAUCCGUGCCUUCGACCUCCAGCCCAAGGAUUCCAAUGGGAAGUGUGAUCCCUACGUGAAGAUUUCCGUGGGAAAGAAAUCCAUAAAUGACCAGGAAAAUUACCUUCCCUGCACUCUGGAGCCUGUCUUUGGGAGGAUGUUUGAGCUGAGCUGCACGCUGCCCCUGGAGAAGGACCUCAAGGUCACCCUCUACGACUACGACCUCCUGUCCAAGGAUGAGAAGAUCGGCGAGACCGUCAUCGACCUGGAGAAUCGCUUCCUGUCCAAAUACGGCGCUCGCUGCGGCCUCCCCCAGACCUACUGCAUCUCCGGCCCCAACCAGUGGCGAGACCAACUCCGCCCUUCCCAGCUGCUCCACCUCUUCUCCCUGCAGCACAACUACAAAGCUCCCACCUACAAAUCUGACCGGAUCAUCUUCAGGGAUCAGGAAUAUGUCCUCUCUGAGCUGGAAGAUGGAAAACCCCCGAAUCCGCACCUGGGGCCGGUGGAGGAGCGGCUCGCCCUGGCUGCCCUCCGGAAGCAGGGAUUGGUUCCGGAGCACGUGGAGACCCGGCGCCUUUACAGCCCCCUCCAGCCAGACAUCGAGCAGGGAAAGCUCCAGAUGUGGGUGGAUCUGUUUCCCAAAUCCCUGGGACAUCCCGGCCCCCCUUUCAACGUCACUCCACGCAAAGCCAAGAGGUUCUACCUGCGCUGCAUCAUCUGGAACACCAAGGACGUGAUCCUGGACGACCUCAGCAUCACCGGGGAGAAGAUGAGCGACAUCUACGUCAAAGGGUGGCUGGUGGGACACGAGGAGAACAAGCAGAAGACGGAUGUCCACUACAGAUCCAUGGGAGGAGAAGGGAAUUUCAAUUGGAGAUUUGUCUUUCCCUUCAAUUAUCUCCCGGCGGAGCAGAUGUGCCACGUGGCCAAGAAGGAACACUUCUGGAGCUUGGACAAGACGGAAAACAAGAUCCCACCCCAGCUGAUCCUCCAAAUCUGGGACAACGACAAGUUCUCCUUCGACGACUAUUUGGGAUCCAUCCAGAUGGAUCUCAACAGGAUGCCCAAGCCUGCCAAGACAGCGGAAAAGUGUUCCUUGGAUCUUGUGGAUGAUUCCCUGUCCUCCGGCCGCUCCGUGUCCCUCUUCGAGCAGAAAACCGUCAAGGGCUGGUGGCCCUGUGUGGCCGAGCAGAACCAGCAGAAGAUCCUGGCGGGCAAACUGGAGAUGACUUUGGAAAUUGUGGCGGAACAGGAGCACGAGGAGCGUCCGGCCGGGAUGGGACGGGAUGAGCCAAACAUGAACCCCAGGCUGGAGGAUCCCAAGCGUCCCGAGACCUCCUUCCUGUGGUUCACGUCCCCGUACAAGACCCUGAAGUUCAUCCUGUGGCGCCGCUACAAGUGGGUGCUGAUCCUGGCCGUCCUCCUCUUCAUCCUGCUGCUUUUCCUGGGAAUCUUCGUCUACGCCUUCCCGAACUACGCUGCUAUGAAACUGGUGAAACCUUUCAACUGAAGCUUCUCCCGUGCCUGCCUGGGAAUUUUGGGAAGGAAUUCUGGAAGCGGAGAAGGAACAACCUCAUCCAGGCCUCCAGCUGCUGCCAAAGACUCCGCUUCCCUUUGGAAUUCCACCCGGGAAACGUCACCUAACCAAAAUAUUUCUGGUUUUCCAGCCUUCUGUGUUUUGUUUGAGUUUUCCUGCUGCUCUGGUUGGUAAAUCCCAAAUUCCAGCGGAAAUCCAAGGAAGGAGCAGGGAAAGGACCUUUCCAUCCAGAAGUUGGGAAUGUGCAGAGGAUCCUCAGGGCAGGAUUUGGGAUUUGCCAGCCUGAGCAAAUCCCAUGGAUUCCGAGCACUUUUCACUCUCCGAUACAGCCUCAGUUUCCUUUUUCCCUGUGUUAUCCCAUUUAUGGAUUGUAAACCUGUGGAAAAUGUGUUGGAAAACCGGAAUCCCUGGGAUGACACGUUGCAUUCCCAAAGCUGAAAUCAUGGGAAUGGGAAAGGCUGUGGGUCAAAACCUGGGAUUUGGAGUUGGUGCUUCACAAAAUCCUAGUUUCUCUUGGAUUUUGAGGCCUUUGCAUUCCUUCAUGGAAUUCUGGAGCUGGUUUUCCCUUGGAGCUGCUCCACAAUCCUACAGGUCUCCCAUUCCAACUGGGCUGUGAUUUCCUCCUCUCCCGCUGUCUCCAGGCCACUUUUUUGGGAAUUCUUGGUCUUUUUAGUGUCAGUAUUUGCAGAAUCCCAGAAUCCCUGAGGUUGGAAAAGACCUUUGGGAUCAUUGAGUCCAAGCUGUGACCAAUCCCCACUGAGUGCCACAUCCGGGAAUUCCUUGGAGACCUCCAGGGAUGGGGAUUCCAAAGCUCCCUGGGCACUUCCAAGGCCUGACCACUCUUUCCAUGAGGAAAUUCCUGCUGGUGUCCAACCUGAGCCUCUCCUAGGACAACCUGAGGCUGUUCCCUCUUUUCCUGUUAUCCCCUGGGUUCAGAUCCCAGCUCCCACCUGGCUCCAAAUCUUCAGGGAGUUGUGCAGAGCCAGAAGGUCCCUCCUGAUCCUCCUUUUCUCCAGGCUGCGCCUCACUGAUAUUCCUUCGAAAUCAGCCAUUUUCCCUUGUAUUCCCGAAGAUUCUUAUGGAAAACAUCCCAACCCAUACUCGCCGCUCCCAGGCAUUAAUGGAGCGAAGAACCUGUCCCGGGGUGGGAUUUGUUUUCCAAACAAAUCCAUGAUCCACAGCCUGCUCAGCCUCUCCUGGAUCUGAUGGGAAUGCUGGGACAUUCCCACUUUUGCUGUUCCCUCCUCCUGUCCCUGGAGCGGAAUGAUCCCUCGGGAUGUGGCACUUGGGGAUUUGUGACCUUGACAGCUUCAGACUUGAGCUCAGAGGUCUUUCCCACCCUGGAUGGUUCCAUGAUUCCUGGAGUUUUCCAGUGCUGGGAGGAUGUUAAUCCUCAAAUUCUCAUCCUGGGAGAAGGAAUCUUCUCCCAUUUUCCCACCAGAAAAUUCCCAUUAAUAUCCAGGUUGCUCUGGCACCUUUGCUGAUUUGGGAUCUUCCCAUCCUCCCUUCAACAGGAUGAGAUUUAUCCUUGAUUCCAUGUUUUUCUUGGAGCUGUGGCUGCUCCAAACGAGCGAGGAGCUGGGAAAAGUGAUCCUGAGGGAUCAGCUUCCCAGGAAAAACCGCUGAUGGCAGCUCCUGCCCAGCUCUGGCCAGGAUUUUAACCUGUGCUUCAAAAAUAGGGAAAAAUAUUUUAGUUGCUUUGUGGGAUGAGGAUGUAAUCCAUGGGGGAUCAAAUCCUGGAUUUCUCAUUGGAGCAUCUCCCAGAUUGCACAGGGCACCUCCUUCUCCGUGUUUUCUGCACGGCUUAGGGUUUUAUAGGGAUUUAUAGGGAUUUAUAACCCCAUCCCUGCUGCUGAGCUUUGGCUGAUCCAUGGCCCCUUUCCCAAAAGUUGGAGCAGAGGAAUUGGCUCCGGAUUUGCACAUCCCAGGGCGGAGGUUUCAUUUUCCGUCGUUAAAUGCUUCGUUUUCCUUCGUUUUUUCCCUAAAAGCCUCCCAACCCCGUUCCAACCCCCAUCCCUGUUUAUAGCCACCAUCAAACCACCAGGAUUCACUCCAAUUUUCCAGAGGUUUUAUUAUCCCAAAGGAUCUGAGGAGCCAAGGACAGAAGUUGCUUCUGUUUGGCUCUUCUGGGAUUGGGAAUUUGGGUUUUAUGGGAAUGUUGGUCCCUGCUCCUUUUCCACCAGGAUCCAGCUGUGCCAGAUGGAAUCUGGAAUUCCCCGAGUGCUCUCCUGGAAUCCACAGUGGGAAUUCAGGUCCAGUAUCUCUGGAUUUGUGGGGAUUCUGGGAUUUCCCAUCCUGAUGUAAUUCCCUGUGAUCCCAACCCAAAAAUCUUGGAGCCAAGAGCCCCAAAUGGAUGCGCGAUCCAUGUUGGAAUGCCAAACGUAGGAUGCUCAUCCCCCAUCCCAUCGGGAACACUGCUGUCUAUCCCAGAAAGACAAGGAAUCAAAAUCCGUCCAUGGGUUACCUUUGGAACGUCCAAGGCCAGCUUGGAUGAGGGACUGUGGAAUGCCUGGAAUGGGAUGGGCUUGAAUGUUUGGGAUUCACUCCAGAGACACUUCCAGGGGGAAAUCCUCUUUUAUUCCCAGCAUUCCCCUGGCAAACCUGGGUCAGCAGCGAUGGGAGAGAAGGAUCCAGGGCAUCCAACUCCAUACAAUCAGGGAUUUCCAGAAGGAAAUCUGUGCUCCCAGUCCAGCUUUCAUGCCAAGAGGAUCCCGUGGGAUUCCGCUGGGUAAAUUCAGGUCGGAGCAUCUGGAAAAACCAACUCCAUCCCAUUUUUUUUCCCCUGAACAGCCACAUCCAGCUCCGGGCCUGGUUGUGUCUUCUCCAAAUCCAGGUGGGAGCUGUAGAAAGAAUUCCCUGUGGCUUCCGGUUAUCCAGGGAAUUGGCUGGAAUUUGUUCUGGAUCACCUGUGCCUGCCUUAUCUGCAAUAAUGCCCAAAGCACUGUGAUUCCCAAAGAAAUGCUCUGAAACA